AUGUAUGCAGAAUUUGUAAAUUAUUUUCCUGAGGGCGGCCAAACAGCACCCACCAUCACCACUCUCUGCGCUCCCCCGACAAACCCUCCAAGCCAACCCACUCACUCGCCCAUCGAAGAAGGUGCGCUUCACCCGCCGACCCCACCGGAGCAUAAAACCCUCGCUUCCAGAGCCCACCACACUCCUCAAGCCCAUCGACUCAGCACCACCACCACCAUCCAAGCAACCCUCCCCCAGCCUGCACCCCUCCACUCCAACGCCCCAAUCGCUCGACUGCCCCCGAACCCUGUGGUCAAAUCAACCCCCGAGUAG
This is a messenger RNA of Puccinia triticina, 312 nucleotides long. RefSeq lists its product as uncharacterized. The transcript is spliced from 3 exons. Lineage: Eukaryota; Fungi; Basidiomycota; Pucciniomycetes; Pucciniales; Pucciniaceae. Bases 1 to 312 code for a protein of 103 amino acids. The record is from RefSeq and is a predicted model, not a curated record.